CUUCUUCUUCUUCUUCUCUCACAUCGUUAUCAUCACUUUUCCUCCGCAGCGGGUCUGAACGAGUGUUUGUUUCGUCUGAGGGGAAAGCGAGGAGCGUUUCUUUUCUCACCGAUGACCUCGCUCUGAGUUGAACAUGCAGAGCUCCAAAGGUUUCCAGGUGGAGGACUUCAUCGCGGGAUGGAUCGGAGGAGCUUCCAGUGUGGUGGUCGGUCAUCCGCUGGACACCGUCAAGACGCGGCUGCAGGCGGGGACGGGCUACAGGAACAUGCUGCACUGCAUCCUCACCAUCUACAGGAAGGAAACGCUCACGGGGUUCUUUAAGGGCAUGUCCUUCCCGCUGGCCAGCAUCACCUUCUACAACUCGGCCGUGUUCGGCUUCUUCAGCAACACGCAGAGACUCAUCAGCAAGUUCCGCUACGGGGACGGGCGCCAUCCGUGCAGCAUGCUGGACCUGACCGCGGCCAGCAUGCUGACAGGCCUGAUGUCCGUGGGCAUCGGGGCGCCGGUGGAUCUGGUGAAGAUCCGGCUGCAGAUGCAGACGCAGACGGUUCUCGCAGAGAACUUGAAUCUCGCUGGAAACGUGUCGAGCGGCUCCAACAUCCCUCUGCGCUCGGUCAACCUCCCCAGCCAGACGCUGUACCGAGGGCCCCUCCACUGUGUGGGCAGCAUCCUGCAGAGCGAGGGCCUCCAGGGCCUGUACCGGGGGGCUGGGGCCAUGAUCCUGAGGGACGUCCCUGGAUACACACUCUACUUCAUUCCAUACACCAUCUUCUGCAACCUGUUGAAGCCGGAUGCUACGUCAAGUCCUCAUCCUUGUUCCAUCAUGCUCGCUGGAGGACUGGCAGGGUCCAUCUCCUGGGUCACGGCCACGCCGGCGGACGUGGUGAAGAGCCGCCUGCAGGCCGACCUGCAGAGGAAGUACAGGGGAAUCGUACACUGCAUCGUCCACAGCUACAGGACGGAGGGAAUACGGGUUUUCUUCUGUGGAGCGUCGGUCAACGCCAUCCGAGGCUUCCCGAUGAGCGCCACCAUGUUCCUGACCUACGAGCUCUCCCUGCAGUUCUUCAGGAGCCUCUAGGACAGAGGAACCUCAAUCCGCUCUCCAGAGCUGCAGGAACCUCCGCAGCUCUGAGACAAGACAUUGACAGCAGCUCACAUUCUGCUGCUCUGGGGUCUGGAGUUAAGUUUGAGCAGAUGUGAAGACUUUGAGGACUUUAGGGUGAAUUAAUGAAAGAGUGAGAUUCAGUCUCUUCUUGUCCCUCGACGACAGGUUCAUUGAUGCUGCGUCUUAUUUAGUCAAGAGGUUUUCAAAGUGGGAGGCGAUCGUCUGCAGCAGAGACUCUGAGUGAAAGUGAAAGAAAAUAUGAUAUGAGAUCUAAUAUUAGUUAUUAAAGACAGAAGAGUCUGAGUCGGGCAUUUAGUUAAACAGAGUCAGACACUAUUAAAAGACGUUUUAAUCUGUUGAGGUGAAUCUGAAGUCAAACAGCUGAAUUCUCUUAUUUCUAAUAAGUCAGGAUGAAGCUUUCAAACUUUGAAUAUUAACAUUUAUCUUCAGCAGCAAAUAUAAAACAUUACAUUUGAUUAUCUGUGUUGACUAGAAACCAGCAUCGUGUACGUCUCAGUUGGAAUUUGAAACAUCCACCUCCAGUCAUGUGACUGUCUCUUCUUACACUCGUGUCCUCAGACCCACAGACUGUCCCCAGGUUCAGGCUGCAGGGGAGGCGCUGGCCACCAGGGGGCCUGAACUCUGUUAAUCCAAACAGACAGAGCCAGCAGUUUAUUAAAUGGUAAACAUUUAGCUUAAUGAAGCGAAUAAUAAUCUCAUUAAUCUCGUAUUUAAGGGACGAGUUGAGGAUUUCUUUGUUUUUAUCAGUUUCACCAAAGAACAUGUUUUUCUUUAUGAUUUUGAUGUUUGAGUUCUGACAACAGAUCAUCUCUCGACCUGCAAAUCUCCAAAUCAAUGUUUUUAAUCUGAAUGUGAGACUCGUGAAGAAAGGAUCUUUGCACUUUGACCUCAGCGAGAUGGAGAAAUACGACUUCAUGAGUUUAAAGAUUUUAAGGAAAGAGGAUUGUGACAUUUUCAUCACAAAGCUGUGAAUCUAAAUUUAAUAUAUUUUCUUAGUGUUGAGUUUGUUUUUAUUCGAUUCUGUUCUAAAUAUUCAAUUCAAUUAAUUUAAUUUGAGUUUUAGAAUAAUUGUUUUAAAGCUAGAAUCAAAUUCACAUUGAAAAAUGUUCUGUGUGAGUCUGCCGUCCACAUGUGUGUAAUAUUAUAUUUGUGUGUUUCUUAUAUUAAGAAAAGCUAGUUUACAAGUUGACGCCACUUUAACAUGAGCUUUUUUUCACAAUACUCACAAUAAUCACAAUGAGCCGUUAAUGCAAAGCUUUAUAUUAUUGCUUUUCUAUUCUGCAGCACAAAUAUUCAAUCAAUAACAUCUAACCAGGCUCGUAGCAUCGAUACCUAAAAUAAUAAUUACUUUCACGAUUUUUAAGCCUUAACAUUAAAGGUUGUGUUUAGAUUUUACUGCACCAGAAAGUGUUGUUUUAUAUUUUAAGACUUAUUGAUCUGCAUCCUGAAGCUACUGAUCCUCCAGAUCUCUGCACACAGCGGAUAUUUCUCAUUUUGGAGAGAAUACCCUGAAUCAUAACGUAGCCUCUGCCUUAAAAGUGAUAUUUUUAAUUGUUUCCUUGUCAUGUAAAUACUUGUAAAUAUGUGAACUGCCAUUCCAGCUGUUGUGGAACCAGACGUGUCUUAUUGUACAUAAAUAAAGCUUCUGAAGUCC
Molecule: messenger RNA, 2780 nt
Organism: Platichthys flesus (European flounder)
Lineage: Eukaryota; Metazoa; Chordata; Actinopteri; Pleuronectiformes; Pleuronectidae
Gene: slc25a48
Product: solute carrier family 25 member 48
Exons: 7
Coding region: 134-1078 (314 amino acids)
Biological process (GO): transmembrane transport
Cellular component (GO): mitochondrion
Molecular function (GO): transmembrane transporter activity
Source: RefSeq, a predicted model, not a curated record